Molecule: messenger RNA, 1116 nt
Organism: Mus pahari (shrew mouse)
Lineage: Eukaryota; Metazoa; Chordata; Mammalia; Rodentia; Muridae
Product: olfactory receptor 2D3-like
Exons: 1
Coding region: 87-1043 (318 amino acids)
Biological process (GO): G protein-coupled receptor signaling pathway
Cellular component (GO): membrane
Molecular function (GO): olfactory receptor activity; G protein-coupled receptor activity
Source: RefSeq, a predicted model, not a curated record
AUGCAUUUGCUCACUGUACACUUAUUUAUAAAGUACUGAAAACAUUGUUUUUCCUUCCGACAACAGGUAAACAGGAAUAAAUAUCAAUGGGAGGAGGAAACCAAACUUAUAUUGUAGAAUUUAUUCUACUGGGACUCUCAGAGAAUCCUAAAGUACAAAUCUUAUUAUUCUGUAUUUUCCUGAUCAUCUAUUUCCUUUCUGUAUUUGGAAACCUGCUCAUUAUAAUCCUCAUCCAAAUUGACUCUCGACUUCAUACACCCAUGUACUUUUUCCUCAAAAACUUAUCCUUUGCUGACCUCUGCUUCUCUACAAGCAUUGUACCCCAGAUGCUGGUCCACUUCCUUUCAAAAAAGAAAACCAUUUCCUUUAUUGGAUGUUCAAUACAGAUAGUUGUCUUUCUCCUAGCAGGGUGCACUGAGUGUGCGCUGCUGGCAGUGAUGUCCUAUGACCGCUAUGUCGCUGUCUGCAAACCCUUGCACUACUCCACCAUCAUGACCCAGAGGGUUUGUUGUCAGUUGGCUAUAGUUUCCUGGAUCAGUGGAGCAUUCGCAUGUUCAGUGGACAGUGCAUUUACACUGUGUAUCCCUUAUCAGGGACAAAAUAUAAUUAAUCAUUACUUCUGUGAACCCCCUGCCCUCCUAAAGCUGGCUUCAGCUGACACCUAUAAUGCUGAAAUGGCUCUGUUUUUAGUGGGAGUGAUUAUUCUAUUAGCUCCUGUCUCACUCAUCCUUGUCUCCUAUGGGAACAUCAUCUCCACUGUGAUCCGGAUGCAGUCAAGGGAGGGAAGGCUCAAGGUCUUUUCAACCUGUGGGUCCCACCUCACUGUUGUGGUCCUCUACUAUGGGUCUGGAAUAUUUGCCUACAUGAGACCCAACUCCAAGACAAUGAGUGAAAAGGAUAAGGUUGUCUCUGUGUUCUACUCAGUUAUGACUUCCAUGUUGAAUCCAAUCAUUUACAGCCUUAGAAACAAAGAUGUGAAAGGGGCUCUUGGGAAGCUGGUUGGAAGACUGAGCACAGUCAAGGGCGGUGCUACAGAAAUGUAAAGGGUACUUGAAACCUUUCAAUUGACAAUAUAGUUCUAGCAUCUUUAUUCAUUCUUUCCCUUGCUUUCUUCUU